Molecule: messenger RNA, 6483 nt
Organism: Callithrix jacchus (white-tufted-ear marmoset)
Lineage: Eukaryota; Metazoa; Chordata; Mammalia; Primates; Cebidae
Source: RefSeq, a predicted model, not a curated record
CCCCCCGCUGCGCUCGCGGCUCCGGAAACGCGCUGCGGGGCUGUUAGGCUCGGCCGGGCACGGGCUUCUCCGUGGCGCUUCCUGCCACGCCAAGCCUGCCUGGGCAGCCCCAGCGCCGCUCAGCCGAGGGCCGCGCGACGGCCGCCGCCGGGCGUGGGUGGGGCCUUACCUGCCAGGCUGAUCCCUUGGAGUAGCUCUGAGCCAUGAUGAGUCACUCGUGUGUGUCUCUUUUGGGUCCACCUACUCCCCAGGGUCUUGCCCUUCCCCAGGAUGGAGCCCCAGGAAACCAGGUCCUGGCAGUUCCUCUUGACAUGCCAGAGGCCCAGGAUUUGGUGACAUUUGAUGAUGUGGUAUGGUACCUCACCACAAGGGAGUGGUUGAGGCGGGACCCUGAACAGAGGGUGCUGGCAUAUUAUGGGAAUGUGACCUAUGUGGGUGUUCCUGUUUUGAACCCUGCCUUGGUCCCUCACCUGGCACAGGGACAAGUGCUGUUGGUAUCAGACCCAUCGCCUAGCACAAAUCCAACUAAGUACUCUGAAAACACCUCCGCUACCCGACACCAGAUGAUGGGGGAAGACACCCAGCCACAGGAGAUGGCAUCCACAAGCUCCCCAAAGGCCAGUGACCCCAGUCCUGAAGUCAAACAGCACGGAGACUGUGACAGGAAGAGAGGGAGCCCACAGAAUCUGCCCAUAGAACAUCAUUUUGCUUGUAAAGAGUGUGGGGACACCUUCCGGCUUAAAGUCCUGCUUGUCCAGCACCAGAGAGUCCACAGUGAGGAGAAGGGCUGGGAAUGUGGUGAUUGCGGUAAGGUCUUUAGGGGGGUGGUGGAGUUCAAUGAGCACAGGAAAAGCCACGUAGCUGCGGAGCCCCGGCCCGGCCCCAGUAGGAUCCUGGAGAAUGCCACGGAGAAGAGGGAGCAGAUGGAGAGGGAGGCCAAGCCCUUCGAGUGCGAGGAGUGCGGGAAGCGGUUUAAGAAGAACGCAGGCCUCAGUCAGCAUCUGAGGGUCCACAGCAGAGACAAGCCCUUUGAUUGUGAGGAGUGCGGGCGGUCCUUCAAAGUCAACACCCACUUCUUCCAACAUCAGAAACUUCACACUUCGGAAAAGCCUUUUGCCUGCAAGGCGUGCAGCAGGGAUUUCCUAGAUCGCCAGGAGCUUCUCAAGCACCAGCGCAUACACACCGGCCACCUGCCCUUCGACUGCGACGACUGCGGAAAGUCCUUCCGAGGGGUCAACGGGCUGGCCGAGCACCAGCGCAUCCACAGUGGGGCCAAGCCGUAUGGGUGUCCCCACUGCGGGAAGCUCUUCCGAAGGAGCUCGGAGCUCACCAAGCACCGGCGGAUCCACACAGGCGAGAAGCCCUAUGCCUGCGGCCAGUGCGGCAAGGCCUUCCGCCAGAGCUCCAGCCUUCUGGAGCACGCGCGCAUCCACAGCGGCGAGCGGCCCUAUGCGUGCGGUGACUGUGGCAAGGCCUUCCGCGGGCCCUCCGACCUCAUCAAGCACCGGCGCAUACACAGCGGACUGAAACCCUAUGAGUGCGACAAGUGCGGCAAGGCCUUCCGCAGGAGCUCUGGCCUCAGUCGCCACCGGCGGAUCCACAGCGGUGCACGACGCUGCGAAUGCAAUCAGUGUGGCCGUGUCUUCAAGAGGCGCUCGGCGCUGCAGAAGCAUCAGCCGACCCACCACGAGUAGAAAUACCCUGCGGAAUAGGGACUGGGUCCCCAGAGGGGGAUGGCAGAGUCAAAGGAGAUGAACAGUUUUGUAGCGCUUAUAUAUUUUGUCUUCCGAAAGGUUGAGACCGAUUUACACUGCCACCAGCAAUUUGUAAGUGUACAUUAUGGCCAUCGAGAGUAGCUCGUACCAUUUAACAGCUUGGCUAGUUUAACUGGUAGGAAGUACCAUCAAGGUAUUUCAGUCCACAUGCCUUGAAUCCAAGAAUGAGAAAGGACAAAUCUGGAUGUGAGGUUGGGGGGGAGCUUAGAGGUCAUCGACUCCAAGCUCCCCGCGACCCAGAGAAACACACAAAGCUGUUCCACGCAUUAUAAUGUGAUCCCAGCUUCCUGAAGACAAGUUACCCUCACGUUUUUUUUGCCUACUUGAAUUUAUAAAUUUUUAGGGAUGUAAAUAGAACACACAAAUGUCUUAAAAUAUUUAAUUUAUUAAUUUAGUUAUACAUACAUAUUGUAAAUCACAUAUAUAAAAUAAUAUAUUAAUUUAGAAAAUGCCCCGUUUUGCCACCCUCCCUUUCCCAAAGUCAUUUUACUCUGACUCCUCAUUGUCUUCACUAGCAUGGGAUCCCUGUUUGAGUCAUUAGUUUCAAAACAUCCCGUCGCUUCCAUCCGAGCUGACAGUCCCUACGUGAGGUUCUCAUUAGAAAUUUUCUCCCAAGUCAUGAGACCAUAUUCACAGAACAUUAGGAUGAUUUCUCUUGUCGUUUUUUAAUGUGUGCUGUGACUCUGAAACAUAACCACUUAAGGUGGUGCUUUUUCAGACAACCUUUAAAUGGCUUUUCUUUUAAAGCAUCCAAAAUGUCAUUGUCAGGCCAAACACCUGGUAAUAGUUACUGACUCUGGGUUAAAUGUCUGUGUCUUUUUUUCUUAAACCAUUUCAAUUUCGUGUCCCCUAUAAAUAUCCAAAACUAGCAUCAAUUGGGGUUGUUUCCAACUAAUGGAUCUUGUCCUCGAGCAACACUGUUUUAUUCAAAAUCAAAUAGUUGAGAGCAUGCCCCUAAGAAGAGAUAACAUCUCAAAGACUCAAGUGCAGGGUGACGCCUCCUUUUGGAAACAGGAGCCUUUCCUGGUAUCAGGCCUAGAUGGUACUUCUGCAGCCUUCUGUUUCUAGCUCUGUAAAAUGGGGGUGAUCACAGCACAUACCUCCAAAGGUUAUCACGAUGACUGGGACUGCCAUCAUGCCUGCAGAGUGCCAAGACCACCAGACUGGCGUGGAGGUACAAACUCAGUGAAGGCCAUCUGCUGUCAUUGUAAUAGUUAUUGCUGUCAUUCUGUGGCUCGUCAGUUCUAGAACUGGGGAUAGACCCCAGGCCUCCUGACCAGCAAUCUCAUCUUUUUUCUCUUAUGCAAUGACUUAAAUACUGUUUCUGUUUUUUGCAUGCAAAUUGUUCAUUCAUCUCCUUUGGAUAUAUUAACUUUACAUAUGUUCUCUUUUCCAGUUGUAUUGCUUUGCUCUUUGUAGCAGUUUUAUUACAUUUCUGUUGUGAAAGCUUUUAAGUUUUACAUAUCCAAGCUUUUAAUUUCUACAUUUUUGUCCACUCACUCAUAACUUUCAUUGCUUCUGUAGCUAGAUAUUAUGACAUUUUUUUCUAGAAUUUUAAUUACAAACAAAAACCUGAAACUCCUGCCCAUCAGAAGGUGAGUACACUAGGUGGGCAGGCUGGAUGGAAAUGGGCCAGAGAAGCAGGCUCUUUCCUCAUCCGAGAUGCAGACUCCGUGUCUGGUAGUGGGCACCACUUGACUAUCCAACCUAGCCACUGUGGCACGCUGGAGAUGCUCCCAUCAGACUAGCCAGAACUCCGUGACUGGUCAUCACUGUAGACCCUGCCAGCAAUAGCCGGGCUUGGCCUCACCUAGAUCAAUGGGGUGAUCCAGAAGCAGCCCAGCCAUCCUUGGAGUUCCUGGGAGCCUUGGCAGUGCUCAGAGUGGAUUCAGUGACUGAGCAGCAGAUCCACCCAAGAGACAUCUCCUUGGACACAAGAAGCCUAUACCACAUCCUCCUUUCAGCCAGUGACUCUAGAACUAGAGAGAUAUUGGUUCAUAGGCUUCUGCUUUGGGCAGCUAGGGGAAAAUUCACCCAUGUGUUCUGGUGUCACUUCCUGCAGCACGCCUAAACUAGGGCGACAGAGCAGAGGCUCCGAGUAGAACCCUGCCCCUCCAAUGGCCUGCACGCCAUGCUGAUAGAAACUGGCAGCACUGGCCUGGGCUAUGACUUACAAUAGCCGUGCCCAGGAGGAGCACUAAAGUAGAAGUUUGGAGGACAGUGGUACUCUUCUGACAGCCUAUGUGGCAUUGAAGUAGAAGCUGGUCCUCCUGGGGCUCAACUGCCAUUUCCAGUGGCCUCCCCCAAGAGGAACAGCAGCAAGGGCUGGCAAGGAGCCUGCCCUUCCAGUGGCCCACAGCAGCCACAGAUAAAAGCCAGCCACGCCAGGGACACUAGGAGGGCCUGGCAAGGAAGUGUGCCCUUCUUGUGGGCCCACCAAGGCAGAGGCAGAGCUUCCUAGCAGACACAACUUGGAGGGUCCUCAGGCCCCCAUCCUGGGAAGCAAGGUCCUACAAUGACCCCUGUGACCUUGGCCAGAAGGUCCUCUCACAGGGACCCAGGCCACCACAGUGGCACUACGCAACAUCUCCACCCUGACCCCCAGGUUGGAGAGGAGCCAAAAGCACUUGUUACAUAGUGAUUCCUUUUGCCCUGUGGGCCUCAGUUCCUGCCGUAGUUGUGAAUCUGUGACUGAAAUCACUACUUUCUCCUCGGAUCCAUUUUCUCUUUUCGAGCUGUUAGGAUGUGUUUUGUACAGCUGUCAUUUGAUAAAGGUUAACCUGUACCAGGGGCAAGUCUGGCAUCUUUACCUAGAAGUACUUUGCCAUGUCUUGCCUGUUCGUUCAUCAUUUGCUGGGUGUGAUCGCAUUGAAGUCUAGACACAGCAUUAGCUGGGAAGAUAGCAUAGCAUCGUCACUGCUCUCGGCUGGGACGUGGCGUCUUGGCAACCCUUCCUGCCCUCGUUAAGCUCUUUCCCAUCUUCAGUUCUAUAAUUUUCUCUCAAACAAAUCCUCUUUUACAGUUAACACUAAAGAUCUUGUCUUUGCCAUCAAGGUUGACAGAACAGCUCUUCAUGGUGUUGCGGUGAAAUCCAUGUUCUCUUUCAACACAGUCUGCGGCUUUAACGAGUGUCCUGUAAUUUGCCAAGUUCAUUUUUUGCCUCUGGUAACUUGGGAGUGUAUUUCUUUGGACUCUCUAGGUGUAUUGCUAUGUCACAUGUAAAAUGUCACCCAGCUUCCUGUCGCAUAUCCUUGGCUGUGCAUUCAUGCGCCUACCUCAUUCCAGUUUUCUUUCUAAUCCCAUGUAUUCCUAUUGUGAGGGAAUUUGUUCUUUUCCUGAUCCUUUUGUAGUUCAUACACGUGACAAAGGGGUUUCCACACACAUGUGUGAGAUGUGGCCCCUUCAAACCUCGUUACUAUGUCGGCAGAUUACUUGUCUGACAUGGAAAAAGAAAAAAGAAAGACAUUCUUUUACUACCAUUUGAAAGAAGAAACCCUCCAUUGCUUUUAGUAGAAUUUUGAAUACUUGUAAAAUUUUCAAAAGAAAAGAAUCGCUUACCAUUUUUGCUGCUUAUUACAAUGAGCUAUGUCCAUUAGCUGCGUCGAUCAACUCUUGCAUUUCCAGAAUAGGCCCCACCGAAUUGUAGGGCAUCUUUCUCUUGUGGUGUUGCAUUCCAUGUGCUUGAUUUUUGCUAGAACUGGCGUGCCUGCCCUACCAGCAGCCCUGGGUUGUGGCCCUAUUGUGUACCAUAUGAUUUGCCACCCCACUUCUGGGCCACAUUAAUUCAACCAGAACUGAACACCUGAGCCGAGGGCAGCAAGCAAUCAUCAGAACUGGCAGAAUACUAUGGACCAGGGACACCACCAGGCCUUCCAGAUUUGUGAAGUGCAGACAAGGAAACAGUGCUUCUAGGCAUCAGAAGGUAUGGGGAGCAGUACAGUACUCAGAGGAAUGAGGAACAUGGCAUCUGCUGGGAGGGAGGCCUGGCCAUGGUAUGUUCUUGGAUUUCUGGCGGCUGCCCUCAUUGGUCCAUGCGUAUCCUGAGCACGACCCGACUUGAGCCUGCUCCUUUCUAUUGUGUUUUGCCACUUGGCUGCUUCCUGGCCAAGUCGCCCCUGAGUGCGCGAACACCUGUUUGAAUGUUUGUUCUCUGUUCUCUAAGAUGGGUGAAAGUCAAUGCCUUCUAGUCUCAGUGAACCCACCACGUGGGGGCCAUAAAAUGGGUGAAGACACAGUGCACGCUGCUCUCUUAUUUUUGAAGUGUUUCAUGGUUUCCAGCAUGUCCAUCAGAUGGGGGAUUGCUGACUUCUCUCUUACUAGUGUACUUACAUUCUGUAGUUGUCAUUGCGUCACUUUGGGUGUUUACUUUGAAAGGUAGAAACUGUCUCUUUACAUACUGUCUCAAUGUCACUUGCACAUCUCUGAGAACUACAGCUAUGUCCACCCCAGUUUGUGUUUCUGUUCUGUUGUUGGCACUUUUUUCUCAUUCCCCCCCAAUGUCGUUACCUUGUCUGUUUUCUGGCACUCACUAUAAUCAGCGUUGCACUAGAGCUGUUUGUGGACUUGGCUUCAACCCCUCCUCCUCAGCCCUCCCCAACCCAUUAUAUUGUGAGCUCUUACAGGGGUGGCCCUUCAUGUCUGAUCCCCUACCAAAUCUAGCACAGUGCCUUGCAUCAAGUAGAUUUCAAUAAAGAUAUGUUCAAUGGCA